Messenger RNA from Medioppia subpectinata, 1416 nucleotides. NCBI's taxonomy places the organism in Eukaryota, Metazoa, Arthropoda, Arachnida, Sarcoptiformes, Oppiidae. The record is from the annotation of a GenBank genome assembly.
GGUUAUACGCCUAAAGAGCGGCAAAUCCACAAACUCUUGACCACGUCUUCGGCCAAAAUCGGUCUAAUAGUGAACGAAAGGUUCGCUAAUUUGCCGCCAAAGAUAUCGCAGCCGUCGUAUCACAAUCUGAUCCGUGACCUCAAAGAGGCCAAAAGUGGCGCACAAUUGAAACAUUUAAAUCUCGACUUUGAUUGGUAUCUAAUGGUAUGCAAAGUGUUGAUCCCGAAGAACAGUGGCGGCGGCGGCAACGCCUCGAAGUCUUCAUCGGAUCCGUCGGUGACGUACGUGAACGCAGAGGAAGAGCUGUUUGACGAGUGCGCUGACGACCGGUUUGAAUACAGUGUCGCUAAACAAUGCGAUUCCGAUGUCUACGACUGGAAAGACGACGACAACCUUCUGGAACCGUUCCGCAGACUUCUCUUACUCUCGUCCGACAACUGGAAUAAAGCCAUCGAUAGACUCAACGAUGAAGCACUUCCUGUGGCACCCGAUAAGGCAUCGGUGGUGUCGAUGAACAAGACAUCAGCACAGGUGCAUCUGGACUCGUGGCACCAUGGUGGAUGUCCCAUUAAUAAAUUCAAGAUUCGGUACCGCAUGUUAGGCAACCCCAGCGCUGACUGGAUUGACAUCAACCACGGCCUCCACGACAAGCAAAUUGAGUUAAAUAGACUUAAUAUGAACUCCAGAUAUCAGCUCCAGAUCACUGCCAAUAACGAGGUCGGCUUCACAGAGGCCGAAUACACGUUCUCAACGCAUCCGGAGAGCCAUGAGCUGAACCCUCGAGCGGCGUCGGGCCACACGAUCCGAGGCGUGGCCAACAAGUCGGCCAACCAUACCAUCAACGAGUAUUCGCUGGUGAUUCCGGUGGCCAUCACUCUACUGGUGAUUGUCAUACUUCUGGUGAUUGUGGCGCUAGUCUUACGCAAGAGUUCGGGCAACGGCUCGAUCUAUAGCCGAAAGCAGGACUCGUUGCAGAUGUCGCACAUGGGUUCGUGCAAAUCCGGUCGAUCCACUUAUACCAACUCGCCUUACAAUACACCGCAUACCUGUGCCAACGGCGGCGAAACGCUGCCCAAAAUGAAUGGUGAGGGCAAUGGAGGGCAACAGUUUGUGGGCCUCCGUAUGGGCGAUGAGCCCCUUUACGCCACCGUUAAGCGCACCCCUCGCGCCCCCAGAAGUGAGGCCCACAUCUACUCGUAUCCCAUACAGGGCUCGGUGUCGGAGAUGGUGCCCACGAAUAUGCAAUUGAGUGCCAACUGUGCCAAUACUUCACAACAAUUGCCCCAAACGGCGACUCUUAUUGUGACCGUCGAUGACAGGGAUCUCGAAGAGAAACUGUUGGAUGAGUUGCAACAACAGUGUCCUCUCAAUGAGCACCGGCUCUCUAUGUCUCACUGCAGAUGAACCGCACAAUCG